AUGGCCCAUCUUCAAGCAUCAAAUCUAUUCUCGGUCAAGGACCGGGUGGUCGUGAUCACCGGAGGUGGAAGUGGCCUCGGACGUAUUAUGACCAAAGCCCUAGACGCCAAUGAAGUCUCCAAGAUCUUCAUCCUAGGCCGACGCGAGGACGCGCUCAAAGAAACAGCCUCUCAAACCAUAAACGGCACCGUGAUCCCAGUCCAGUGCGACAUCACCUCAAAAGAAUCUCUUGAUGCAGCCUACAAGGCCGUCGCAGCCCAGACGACACAUGUCGACCUCCUAAUCGCCAACAGCGGCGUGAUGGGCCCGCUCAUGAAGCCCCCACAACCCGCAGCAGACGGGUCCCUCCCGCCUCUCUCGCAAGUCCGCGAUGAACUCUUCAACAUCCCCAUGGAGGAGUUCAAUACCGUGAUGAACGUGAAUGUCACAGGGUCUUAUUACACGGUACUAGCUUUCUUGCCGCUACUUGAGGCGGCGAAUAAGCGACGUCCUGCGCCGCAGGUGGAUGUUCUUGCUGCGCCGACUGCGCAAGUGAUCAUCACUAGCUCGAUUGCCGGGUUUAUUCGCAAAGUGCCGUUUAGCUUUGCAUACAACGCUUCCAAAGCGGCGACCACGCAUCUGGUGAAGAUGCUUUCUACUGCAUUUGCGUAUUACGAUAUUCGGGUUAAUGGCAUAUCACCUGGUCUUUAUUACUCGGAUAUGGCGAAUCAUAUCUUCCAGGCUUCUGGCAUCCAGGGUCGUGCUAUUUCUGAUGGCUCGUUCCCCAGGGAGAUGAUUCCUGCUACUCGUGGCGGUAGCGAGGAAGACUUUGCGGGGCUGAUUGUUUGGUUGGCUAGUAACUCGGGUGGUUAUAUCAAUGGUAAUAUCUUGGUUACUGAUGGCGGUCGGAUUUCGGUUUCGCCUGCUGUCUAUUAA
Molecule: messenger RNA, 915 nt
Organism: Penicillium coprophilum
Lineage: Eukaryota; Fungi; Ascomycota; Eurotiomycetes; Eurotiales; Aspergillaceae
Product: SDR family NAD(P)-dependent oxidoreductase
Exons: 2
Coding region: 1-915 (304 amino acids)
Molecular function (GO): oxidoreductase activity
Source: RefSeq, a predicted model, not a curated record